Molecule: messenger RNA, 1565 nt
Organism: Diospyros lotus (date-plum)
Lineage: Eukaryota; Viridiplantae; Streptophyta; Magnoliopsida; Ericales; Ebenaceae
Exons: 4
Coding region: 304-1329 (341 amino acids)
Biological process (GO): rRNA base methylation
Cellular component (GO): cytoplasm
Molecular function (GO): rRNA (uridine-N3-)-methyltransferase activity
Source: RefSeq, a predicted model, not a curated record
ACAGUCACUGAACUGUACCCAAUAGUAUGGGAUGAUAGCCAGCCAUUGGGCCGUGAGAAGAAAAAAGAAUUAACACCUUUAAAUAUAAGAUGAGCUACUAAAUCAUCACCUGUCCUUCUGUUUACUCCUCCCUCUCUCUUUCUCUCUCUCUGUGUCUCCGUAGAAAAACCCAAAAUCCAAAUGUUGAGGGCAAGGAGUGGAAUGUGAAGGACUCUCAAUCUGAGUGGAGUGUACCGAUCGCUGAGUCCUCAACACGGCCGGCGGCGGUGCUGAUUGAGAAGAAGAAAUACGAAGGGUUGGUCAAUGGGGCAAGUUCUUUCCAUCAUCUGGGGAAUUCUAUCUGGUGGUAAAGUAGGGAAUGGGUCAGCAGAAACACCAGGCGGAACAUCAGAGCCUCGAACCUCUGCAACUGCUGGCUUAUCCUCUACAAUAGAAGAAGAUCCACCACCCACAACUGCAGCAGCUUUGCCCCAAAAGCUUCUCAUCACUCCGCAUUUCUGCAGCAUAGAUAUAGAGCAGUACUACUGCUCUUACACAGGAGAUGACACAUCUCGUCAUCAGCUGCAAGAAGAUAUAUUUGCUCUAUCGAGCUUAGAGUCAUCACUGAGCGAUGAAGACGACUCAAUCUCAUCAAACACCAAUGAAGUUGACCAAGACACGAGACUAGUUGAAGUUGUGUGUCAAGUUGUGAGGGAUUUUGAAUCAGAACCAGAGUUGUGGAUGAAGCAGUACAGCAGCAGGCAAAAGAUUCUACUAGUGGGUGAAGGAGACUUCUCGUUUUCUGCUUCUUUGGCGGCCGCUUUUGGUUCUGCAACUAACAUUGUCUCCACUUCUCUCGAUUCUGAAGGAUUCUUAACGAGAAACUAUGGAAGUGCAAUGGCCAACAUUGGUUGUUUAAGGGGAAGAGGAGCCAAGGUGUUUCACGGCGUGGAUGCUACAGAAAUGGCUGAAAAUUUCAUGUUCCGAGGCAUGAAAUUUGAUCGGGUGGUUUUCAACUUCCCACAUGCUGGAUUUUUUCGCGAUGAAUCACGAGAAUCUCAACUGCGGAGAAACAAAAAUCUAAUACGCCUGUUCAUGAGGAAUGCCAAGAAGAUGAUUGUGGAAGCAAAGGGAGAAAUACAUAUUACCCACAAAUCAAAUGGCUUCUUUGCAGAAUGGAACCUGCAGCAGCUGGCAUCAAGUGAAGGCCUUCAACUUAAGCAAGAGGAGCAUUUCAAUUUCAAAGACUAUCCAGGCUAUCGAACCAAAUAUGGGUUUGGUGGGGACAAAAAUUUCAAUUGCAACCCUAGUAAAUCUUAUACUUUUGGACUGAUUAAGAUUAAUGCUUGAUGGAGUUGUAUUGUACAGUUUUCAAGUGUAAUUUCUGUUUUGGGCUAGCUAAAAGAAGGUUAACACAGGGUUAGACCAACCCUAUCCGGGCCAAGCAUACCUAAAGAACCCCGAGAAAAACUAGUAUGUUGGGUCUUCAUUCCUACCAUGAAUGGAUGGAGGUUGAAUAAAAUGUGUGGAAAGUGGUUAUGCUUGACAUAUUAUGUAUUAUUGUCUAUCUUAUCUCUAUGCAUGGU